Molecule: messenger RNA, 655 nt
Organism: Nicotiana attenuata
Lineage: Eukaryota; Viridiplantae; Streptophyta; Magnoliopsida; Solanales; Solanaceae
Product: basic salivary proline-rich protein 2-like
Exons: 5
Source: RefSeq, a predicted model, not a curated record
AUGGUGAGGACACCCACGACUGAUGUUCCAGACCCGGGCGGAGCUGCUCCCCCUGUUGCUCGAGGCCUAGGCAGAGGUCGGGGGAGGGCACCGGCCUGUGGCAAGGGACGAGGGUGUCCCAGAGUUAUUCUAGUCGUACCACCAGCAGACCCCGCGGGAGAUCCUAUUAUUGAGGAGCAGGGGGGGUGCCCGCAGCUGAGCCCACCCCGGUAUCUUCCACCCUCCGAGAGGGAAGAGCUGCGGUAUCAAUUUGAGCAGCUAGAGCAGGGCCAGAUGUCCGUGACUUAUUACGAGGCGAGAGGUGCCCCGGCUAGGGGCAAAGGUCAGUUCUGGAGAGGGCAGCCCAGCAGACCCCCAUAUUCAGCACCUCCACCUGCUCGAAGUGCUCCAGCGCGCCCUUAUUUCGGCGCCAUGCCAGAGAGUCCUCAGGGUUCUUUUGAUUCUUACUUUACUGCUAUGCCGGAGAGUUCACACCGUCCACCGGCCAUUCAGGCUUAUUCCAGUGGAUCUGUAGGCCAUCAGGUACAGCAGGGCCAACAGCCUACGAUUUCAGCACCGGCUGCCCCGCCACCUAGAGGUGGAGGACAAACUGGUAGGGGCCGUCCUAUGGGUAAAGGUCAGGUAGGGAGAGGUCAACCAGCUACUGCUCAGCCAG